Messenger RNA from Colletotrichum tamarilloi, 933 nucleotides. RefSeq lists its product as uncharacterized. The transcript has 2 exons. Lineage: Eukaryota; Fungi; Ascomycota; Sordariomycetes; Glomerellales; Glomerellaceae. Gene Ontology annotation, cellular component: precatalytic spliceosome. The coding region runs from base 1 to 933 and encodes 310 amino acids. The record is from RefSeq and is a predicted model, not a curated record. Gene Ontology annotation, biological process: RNA splicing.
AUGGGUCGCGGACACGAUAACAGACAAACUUGGGACGAGCCUGACCGUCGCAGUCGCCACGGCGGCGGCGGAGGAGGCGGCCCACGAGACCGAGACCGAGACCGCGAAAGCUACAGAGACCGCAACGGCGGCGGCAGACGAGACGACCGCGACAGGAGAGACGACGGCGCCUCCAGGCGAUACCGCUCUCGAUCCCGCGACCGCCGCGACAGAGAUCACCGACCAAGAUCCAGAGACCGCGAGAGCGGCGGCCACCGCCCCGGACGCGGCGACGAUCGUGACGGAGGCGCGAGGCCGCCGCGCAGAGACCGCGGUGGUUGGCAAGGGCGAGAUGAUAGAGACAGCACCAGGCGGCGCAGGGACGAUGAUGAACCGGCAAUGGACGAGCGGCCUCCGAGGCGGCAGUUUGGAGACGAUGAUGAGGGACACAGUACACCACGCGACAAUAGAGACCGUAGACGAUCCGCCUCCCCACGCCGAAGCGGCAGCCCGCCGCAGCCUGGUGCCUCCCGCCGCGAGCACGGCGGCGGCGGCGGAUACACCGAGUCCCUACCCACGCGCACGGUUCAGAGGGGGAAGAAGGAGCAGCAGCAUACCAUGUCCUUCAAGGUCGGACGACACGACUCGCCGCACUUUGACAGCGGGAGAGAUAGUGAGCGUGGUGGAGAUACACCGAUGAGUGGUGGCGGCGGUGGCGGCGGACGCGGCCGAGACGAUCGAAGCGAGGAGGAUGACGAACCUGAGCCCGAGGUGGAGGACGACGAUAUGGCGGCUAUGCAGGCGAUGCUCGGCUUUGGCGGCUUCGGGUCGACAAAGGGCCAGAAGAUUGCGGGAAAUAACGUCGGGACUGUGAGGAAGGAGAAGAAGACGGAGUAUCGGCAGUAUAUGAAUCGGCAGGGCGGAUUCAAUCGGCCUCUCAGUCCUGGAAGAUGA